AGGAGAAGCGACCGCCAUGACGGACCAAGUCGACGCCGAGGCGGCCUCGGCCCCCAUCAACGUGCUGCUGGGCAAGCCCACGCUGCUGGCGCGGGUGGUCGCGUUCGUGGGCUCCGUGGAUACGCGUCUGCUGGUCUGCCUGAACCGCAACUGGGCGAGGGAGAUGAUGAAGCCCUCCGUGUGGGAGAUCUCGGCUGGCGUGCCCUACGAGCCGCUGCUGAUCAACUGCUUCCGCCGCGCAGCCAACUACUGCUACCGCGAGGUGGACGCUCCUUCACCCAAUGUGAACCGUCGAGGGUCCCCUCCUGCCAUCCGAGCGUGUCUGCUGAACGAACGCACCUCCAUGCGAGAAUACGUGCACGACCUGAAGCUAAUGACUGCGGAGAACGAGUGGUUCGAUAAGCCGCCUCGGACGCUGAAUCUUGACGACGUGCCGGAAUUACGAAACGAGGUGCACAAGAACUCUCGGACGGCGUUUGAGAACGUGGGACUGCUGAACAACAGGUUCAGUCGGAGCCAAGACGCACGACUAGUUUCUGGCGCGAUUGACCAAGAGCGCGCGAACUUUUACUUGUGGUCGCUCGAGAAGCAGCAGCUGCGGGCAUCGAUGACGCAAACGAACGCUUCGUGUUAUGACGUGUGCGAUGAAGCUCUCGCUGUUGGUUGCACGGAUGGCGCGGUUAAAAUCUGGAGCUUUUCGUCACUUGAAAGCCGCAACCUCGACACAACGCCGCUCGUGAAUGCGUCACCCACGACGUCUAUCUCCCACCGGUCUAGCUUGGGAAUGGUUCCCUUCAUUAGGACUCGCGCGAAGGACAAGGUGGUAAACGUUCGUAUCGAUCACAACGAUGGCACCUUCCUGCACCUGGCGACGUCAACAGAGAAGGGUGAAGCGAAUGUGUGGGACGUCACAAAAGGAGAGAUCAUUGUAUCUAUCCCGUCUAGCAAGAUCCACAAGUCGAUGCUGCCCAGAUCCCAGAGGGAGACUUGCCCACAGAUAACGACUCUGAUGUUGCUUCGCAACACUCUGGUGUGCGGCACAUCUUGCGGCCUCAUUCGUGUUUUCGAUCUGCGCAGCAGCCGACUGACUCAUCGACUUGCAGGCCACCCGGGAUCUGUCGUCAACGCAGACACGAAAGGACGAGUUUUGUGGUCCGCGGGUAACGAGGGCACAGUUCGUUGGUGGGGUGGCAAGAGCGCGAAGAUUUUGUCAAAAUCGGCAUUGUGUGAAGGAUCAAUCUCGGCGCUCGAGAUGGACGAGACUGUAGUCGUUGCAGGCUACUCGGAGCAGGGAAUGGAGGCCUGGGACGUGCGAACCCAACAAUCGCUGUGUACAUUUAGCAAUCACGAACAUGGAGGAGUCAAGUCCCUUCAGUUCGACAACCGCAAGCUCGUUAGCGUGUCAUCGACUGGCAAGGCUGCAAUGUGGCGAUGGUACGAGCCUAACCCGGUGCGGUGGUUUGAGCCGCCGACACCGUCCGCGCGCUUCAUCUCGACGAAGUUUAACGACCGGCAUCUCGUGUUCGGUACCGACAGCGGUCAGCUUGUGGAUUACGACCGGCUUGCAACGGUCUUGUAG
Molecule: messenger RNA, 1579 nt
Organism: Phytophthora sojae
Lineage: Eukaryota; Oomycota; Peronosporomycetes; Peronosporales; Peronosporaceae
Product: WD40 repeat-containing protein
Exons: 6
Coding region: 17-1579 (520 amino acids)
Molecular function (GO): protein binding
Source: RefSeq, a predicted model, not a curated record